CACUUGCCUCUUGACAAGUCGCCUCCUGUAAUGGUGGGCACUACCUUCAAGGCAACAGGGGCAGACCUGCACAAAGAAAACCAACAGCUCCACUACCUUGGAAUCCAGACCAUGGAACUGUCAGACAGUGACCGUCCAGUCAGCUUCAGCUCCACAUCAUCUUCUGCAUCCUCCAGGGAUAGUCACUGUUCCUUUGGUAGCAGGACAACCUUGGUCUCAAACAAUCAUCUGGGUUUAUUCAACCACGCUAAGGAAGCAGGAGCUAUAAGACUAGAGCUGAGUCCAGCCCAUCGAUUUUCCAGCAAGGAACUACAAAAAAAUAAUCCUGUAGAGCAACAGACCUCUGAGGGAAGUCUGGGAAGAAGACCCAAUAUGCCACGGAAGGUGGAAUCAAAGGAAACUAGCAAAAACUGUGUCAUGUCCCUGAUCACAGAGCCCACAAGUCCAAAACUCUUGUAUGUGGACAGAGUGGUCCAAGAAAUCCUGGACACAGAGAGGACAUAUGUCCAGGAUUUGAAAAGCAUUGUGAAGGAUUACCUUGAUUGUAUCACUGACCAAUCCAAGCUCUCCUUGGGGCCAGAAGAACGAUCAGCUUUGUUUGGAAACAUAAAAGAUAUCUAUCAUUUCAAUAGUGAACUUUUGCAAGACUUGGAAAACUGUGAAAAUGACCCUGUGGCUAUAGCAGAAUGUUUUGUUUCUAAGAGUGAAGAUUUUCACAUAUAUACACAGUAUUGCACCAAUUAUCCAAGGUCAGUAGCUGUACUAACAGAAUGCAUGAGGAACAAAUCUCUAGCAAAGUUUUUCAGAGAACAGCAAGAAGCUUUACAACAUUCUCUACCUUUGGGAUCAUAUCUGUUAAAACCUGUCCAGCGAAUACUCAAAUAUCACCUACUUCUGCACGAAAUAGAAAACCACCUUGACAAGGACACUGAAGGUUAUGAUGUGGUACUCGAUGCCAUAGAUACGAUGCAGAGAGUGGCAUGGCAUAUUAAUGAUAUGAAGAGGAAACAUGAACAUGCCAUCAGGCUGCAAGAAAUACAAAGUUUACUCACUAACUGGAAAGGACCAGAUCUUACAAGCUAUGGAGAGCUGGUUUUAGAAGGAACAUUUCGUAUCCAGGGAGCGAAAAAUGAGCGAACGCUGUUCCUCUUUGACAAACUGCUGCUUAUUACAAAGAAGCGGGAAGAGAUGUUUACCUACAAAGCACAUAUCUUGUGUGGUAACCUCAUGCUAGUGGAAGUGAUACCAAAGGAACCUCUUAGCUUCAGUGUCUUCCACUACAAAAAUCCUAAGAUGCAGCACACAGUUCAGGCUAAAUCACAGCAAGAUAAACGCCUUUGGAUUCUUCACUUGAAGAGAUUAAUUCUAGAAAAUCACCCUGCCAAAAUUCCAGCUAAGGCCAAGCAAGCAAUUCUCGAGAUGGAUGCUACCUAUCACCCAGGAUUCCAUUAUAGCCCUGAAGGAGAAAUGAAAGCAUUGAGUAAUUCUAAAGAAGGAAUCACCCCACAAAGGGUGAGAAGGAAGUCAGAGCCCUCAUCCAGAGUCCAUAAAAUUAUAAAGCCAAAUGAAAUGGAUCCCGACAUACAAAAGCGGAUCAGUAUUGAAGGAGCCCUCCUGUCCCAGGCUGAAGCUCUUCUCAGUCCCAGGAAAAGGCUUUCAUUGAAUCACAAAGGACUCAAGUCCUGUGAAGAAAUCUACAAUAGUGACCGAGAAGAUAAUAUUCUUGCUGGCGUUACAGAUCAGACAGAUGCUGAUGAUGAGGAUGAAACUGAACAGAGUACACAACAAAACUCACAACAGAAAUCAAAAGUGGGGCGGAAAAGGCUAAACAGUCAAGUUGUUGAAAAUGUUGAAAAACGAAGAAGUGUUAAUCUCAGCAAAUGUGCAAUUCAGAACUUGCAAGAUUCUGCAGUUGAAGAAUCCUCCCAGGUGAACACCAGCCUUCCAUUUUCCACCGGAGGAGGCAGUCACACAUCUAGAGAGUUCAUACCACAAAACAGCUCAUUUAUGAUGAAUAUAUUGGGAAGAACAGCAGCUGUAAGAAAUAUCUGGACAGACCAUCAGAUUCGGCAAGCCUUGUUCCCUAGCAGACGCCUUACUCAAGAGACGGUAGAGGAUGAAGAUGAUUAUCAGAUGUUUGUACCAUCCAUAUCUGCAUCCAAUUUAGCUCCAGUUGCAUGUGAAGAGAGAGUCCCUUCAACUCGUCCUUGCAGUUGGCAUGUAGGACUAGCUCAUCAGAGUGAAGCCUCCAGCUCUAACUCUCACAGAAUUGUGAGGCGGGCUAGCAGUGCUGGUGAAAGGAGAACCUCUCCAUGUGCCACAAGAUAUAGAAAAAAUGACCUUAGCCAAAAUGUUUCUUGGAGUGAAAUAAAGCAUUCCAGGUCUGACAUGGACAAUCUACAGGUUUACCCAGAAUCUUCAGAAGAACUGACAAUUGAUGAUGUAGAUCACGUCUAUGACAAUAUAAGUUUUGAAGAUUUGAAACUAAUGGGUCUGGUUCGGAGGGAAGAAUCUGAUCACACUCCACAAGGAUCAGCUAGAGACUCUCUUUAUGAGACCCAAGACCAAGAAGUUGCCUUCAAGAAAAGACAGCCCACUUACAGCAGGACCACCAUUCCUCCUAACAGAAAGGAAGCCUUGGGGAGAAGCUCCCCAUCUGUAAGCUCUCAUGAUCUAAGGAUAAGUGAGGAGAACAUCUAUGAUACCAUCCUGCUCCCAGAACAAUCAUUGCUUAAUUUCAAAUGUGACCAUCUUAAGUGUUCCAAACACAGGAGUUUUCUGGGCCUUGAAACAGAUUUUGUAUGUUGUGACCAUCUCCGACAAUUUGUUUCUGAAGAGUCUCUCCAGUUCAGUGAGGAUGAAAGCCCGUAUCAUUAUGUUCCAUUAGAUCAUGACUAUCUGAAUUUACUGGAUAGCUCCUCAAAUUCUGACUCUCUAUCACAUAAAUCUGCUGCAGAUAAGCUAUCAGAGGAGGUAGAUGAAAUCUGGAAUGAUCUGGAGAACUACAUCAAGAAGAAUGAAGAAAAGACACGAGACCAUGUUCUUGCAGCUUUUCCUGUCUCUAAAGAUGACAUAGAUAAUACACAUACUGGAACUACUUGUGAAUUAAACGAAGAUGGAGAAUACUCAUUAUCUACUCUCUCACUGCCAGAAACACCUGCUUUCCCCCAAACUCCAUCCAACAGAGUAGCCAGAUUAAGUGAAACCAACCUUAGGUUUGAAGAGCCAGCAUCAUGUAAAUCAAAUUCACUGUUAAGUCUUAACAGAUCUUCCUUCUCCAAUGAGGUAGCUUUUGUAAAUGGCCUCAGUGAAUCUGCCCAUCGCAUUCUAUGCAACACAAAUACAGAAUGUGGGGACAGUGAAUUGGAUGCUGUGGAUAAAACAAAGAACCGGGUCUUCAUGAUGGCAAGACAGUAUAGUCAAAAAAUUAAGAAAGCAAAUCAGCUUUUGAAAGUAAAAAGUCCAGAGCAAGAACAACUUUUGAGCCGGCAACAGAAAUUGAGGCACAAGGACUUAGCAGCCAUUUUGGAAGAAAAGAAACAAGGUGGUCCUGCCAUUGGUGCCAGAAUUGCUGAAUACUCUCAACUCUAUGAUCAGAUUAUUUUUAGGGAAACCUCACCCAAAACACACAAAGUCCCUUCUCAGGAAACAUCAAAUGUAAGAUAUUCCUCACCAGUAUCAACAUCUCAAUUAGCUGCUGAGUGUCUGAGAGCAGAGGAUUGGAUUUUGCACUCAGCUUACAGUAAUGGAGAACUCUCUGAUUUCUCUGCCUGGCCAGAAGGCACACCACCCCUGAAGUCUAAAAGCUCUCCUUCAGAGAUGAGUUCAAAACAGAUCAUGAGACAGUUGCCAACAGCCUGCUCAGUGCCUUCCCUUCAGACUCCUCCCCAUAGAUGGAGCGCCAUCAUAAGUCAGCCCAACAAAGAGAACUUGCACCACAGCCAUGUUUACAACUCUUUGGAGAGAAAAGAAAGCAAUGAAAAGGCACAAACAUACAUUCGGUCACAAUUGUCAUCCUCAGUUGGAGUCAUCAGGUCUAGAGAACCAAUGAAUUAUCCACAUGAAAAGGAUAAGAAGCAUUUGUAUUCGAGUAGGAACUUUAUCUGUGACCAGUAUCAAGAAUCUGUGCCCACAGUCUCUCCGGGACCUGCAGAGUGUGGUGAGACAAGGCAGAUGCCCGAGAGCUGCUCAGAGAUGAUUCUGCAAGACUCUCAAAAAGUCCUUAGAGUUAACAGACACUCGCUCUCAAAUGCGCAAAUAGCAACCCAGAACUAUUUUUCAAAUUUCAAAGAUACUGAAGGAGAUGGGGAUGAGGAUGAUGACUAUGUUGAAAUAAAAUCUGAAGAUGAGGGGUCUGAUUUUGAGGCUUCCCACGGCCAUCCAAAGCUCUUAGAUCCAAAGAUAAAUGCACAGUCUACCCCUUCAGAAGCUCAUGGUGGCAGAAAUAUGACCAAACCGCCAGACUCUUACCUGACCACAUAUAGUGAGUCAGAUAAACUGAAUGACUAUCUGUGGAGAGUUCCAUCUCCAAAUCAGCAGAAUAUUGUCCAGUCAUUACGGGAAAAAUUUCAGUGUCUUAGCUCAAGUAGCUUUGCUUGAUAUUUUCUGAAACUUCUAAUGAUGCUGUCUUAAUUUUGAUUUAUAGGAGAAUAGCCAGUACUGGCAGCAUAUAAUGGAGUAGGGUAGGUCUGCUUCAGAAUAUACAAGCCCCAUUUGCUGAGAUAAUGGAAGUGCUCUGGUUAGUGUCUCAUAUACAUGACAGGAAGGAUUCUGGAUUCCUCUUUCUUGCAUCCACUUUUACCAUUUCUCCUUCUAUUUAAAUUUUGGCAGUGUGGAUGAGAGCAAGUCAGAUAGGUCAGAAUCUGGAAUGCUGGGGAAAUAGCACUAAUUCUGAAACAGCGGGGGGGGGGGGGCGGGAAAGCGUGUCAUAUGCUGCAUAUUUUUUCAGUGGUGUAUCUAUCAUUAUACUAGUUGUAUAUAAAAU
This is a messenger RNA of Eublepharis macularius, 4984 nucleotides long. RefSeq names its product pleckstrin homology and RhoGEF domain containing G1 (gene PLEKHG1). The record is from RefSeq and is a predicted model, not a curated record. NCBI's taxonomy places the organism in Eukaryota, Metazoa, Chordata, Lepidosauria, Squamata, Eublepharidae. Gene Ontology annotation, molecular function: guanyl-nucleotide exchange factor activity. The transcript is spliced from 17 exons. Bases 31 to 4599 code for a protein of 1522 amino acids.